Anarrhichthys ocellatus (wolf-eel) is the source of this 3092-nucleotide messenger RNA. Its product is annotated as leucine-rich repeat neuronal protein 1-like. The annotation marks the transcript as partial. The record is from RefSeq and is a predicted model, not a curated record. NCBI's taxonomy places the organism in Eukaryota, Metazoa, Chordata, Actinopteri, Perciformes, Anarhichadidae. Gene Ontology annotation, molecular function: protein binding. The transcript has 5 exons.
UGAGCUGCCCUCCCUCCGGACUCUCCUGGUCCACAGUAACCAGCUGAGCCUCCUCUCUGGAGACCUCCUCUCCUCCCUCCCUUCCCUGGAGGAGGUGUCUCUCCACUCCAACCCUCUGCGAUGUGACUGUCUCACCUCCUGGGGGCCUCACCUCGGCAAUCAGUCUCACCUCAAGAUGCUGGAGUCCUCCAUCACCCUCUGCUCCUCCCCACCUCACCUGAUUGGUCAGGAGCUGCAGGAGGUGGUGGGCUUCGGAUGGGGCGGGGCUGAAGGGGGUGGGGGCGGGGCCAACAGCUGCCUGCCCCACAUCUCCCCCCACGCCUUCCCACCCGCCAUGAACGUCAGCGCCGGGCAGCCAAUCACACUGGAGUGCUGGGCGGACGCUGACCCCGCCCCCCAGUUCUACUGGGUGACGCCCACUGGAGAUAAGGUGAGCUCGGAGGCGGUGGCUGCACCAAUUGUAUCGGAGGAGGGGCGUGGCCUGAGCCGCAGGAAGAAGAAGAAGAAGAAGAAGAAGCAUCGCGUGUCAGAGCCCGGAGCGCUAGUGAUUGAACACGCAGAGCCGUCAGACGCAGGUGUGUAUACCUGUGUAGCGUGGAACGCGGAGGGCGCAGACACAAAGAGCGUCUCAGUGUUCGUGGACUCUCAGGGGUCUGUGGACUCGUGGCCCGGCUGGGGGAUCCGGUGGGGGAGCGGUGGGUCCAGCAGAGAGCUGGGUAACUCGUCCAGCGCUGCAGCCUCUCUGGUGGUGCUGGCCAAGGUGGUGCAUGCCCAGUCGGUGGUGUUGGAGUGGAAGCUGUUCCCCAGUGGAAGACCUUCCUCUGGGGGUCAGAACCAGCAGGACACCGCCCCCCUCCGUCUGACCCGCUGGACCAGCGCCACCGUGCACAUCGACAACCCUCAGAUCAGCUACACCGCCAAGGUUCCAGUGGACGUUCAGGAGUAUAAUCUGACUCACCUCCUUCCUGCCACAGAGUACCACGUCUGCCUCACCGUCUACUCCUCUCCUCCUCUCUCCUCCCCUAGUUCCUCCCCUAGCUCCUACUCCCCUCUCUCCUCCUCCCCCGUCCACACUUCCUGUCUGAACAUCACCACCAAGGAGGCGGGAUUCUCGGUGGAGCUGGUGGCGUCGCGGCACAGCAGCAUGGCGCUGGCGGCCGUCAUGGGCUCCAUGUUCGCUCUGAGCAUCAUGGCGCUGCUGGUGGUCUACAUGGGCCGCCGGGUCCAGCAGCACAAGACCUGCGGACACUCGCUGAAGAAGUACAUGCAGCACGCCACCUCCAUCCCACUGAGCGAGCUGUACCCGCCGCUCAUCACGCUGUGGGAGAGUGAGGCCGAGAAGGACAAGGAGGACAAGGAGGAGGAGAGGGAGGUGGGGGGGAGGAGGAGGAGGAGGGAGGAGGAGGAGGAGGAGGAGGAGGAGGAGGAGGAGGAGCAGGCGGGGGGGAGUCAGAUCGACACCACAAAGACUUACAUGUGGUAGCUGGAGGAGGAGGAUCAGCAGGAGUUAGGGUUUAAGGGAGGACGGAGAGAAACCGGAUGGAAGUUAGCAGUCACAUGACCGGGAGAGAAUACCAGAGAUGAGCCUUCAGGCCUCGAGCAGGUCCAUUUAGAGGGCCAUCCUGGUGUUUUUUUUAGAGUCCUUCAGGUUCAUGAUCACUUUUCAAGAUAAUCAAUCACAGUUCACUGUAGUCCAUCAGAGGCCCGAUGGUGCGUUUGAGGUCCGCUCGUUCAUGUUGACCUGAAGUGCUUUGCAGAAAAAUAAGAACGUUUAUUAACCAACAUAAAAGCGUUGGUAUGAAUAUGGAUCUCUUUGAGGUUUCAUGGUGUUUGUGUUUAUUAAAGAGCACGACAGUGUAAAUAUAUCACAGAUUAAAGAUGUAAUAUUUCCCCCCACAAUCUAAUAAUGUAUCUAUAACUAUUUUAUUGUAAUCAAAUAUAAAUAUACAACAUAUAUAUAACAUACUGCUACUCAGUUUAAAGGCUUUUUAUUCAGCUUCCGGCCACUAGAGGCGCUGUGGAGCGGUUUUAUCUCUGAGACCUGAUCCACAACAGAACCACAUGAACCAGGUACUCGGUACCUUUACUGCAGUAAAACUAGUGUAGAAAUACUCUGUUACAAGUAAAAGUCCUGCAUUCAAAAUCUUACUGAAGUAAAAGUACAAAAGUAUUAUUCAAAAUACACCAAAGAACACUUCACAGGGAAAUCUAACUUUAUUUUAUUUUACUUUACAGAAAAUAUUAAAUUGUUUUGAGAUCAAAAAUGCAAAAGAGACAAAUUGUGACUUUUUUUCAAUAUUGUAUUAAUUUCCUGUUUCUUUGUUUUUCUAUUGCUUACUUUAAAUUCACUUUGUACUUUAAAUAUUCAGUGAGUUUUGCAAAUUUACUUUUUAAAUGUAAUAAUUUAAAUUAACUUUAUGGUAUUUUUCUCUGUAAAGCACUUUGUCAAAAAAUAUUAAAAAUUAAAAUACAUUUAAAGAAUAAAAUACUAGAAGUGAAGAAUAAUCUGUGAUUAGAUCAAUAUAUUCAACAUUUCUGUCUAAAUAUCUAUUAUUGGUCUAAAGAGAGUUUAAUGGGCUGAAAUAUAAAAACACCAGAAUGUUUAAGGUUCUGGACAAACAUCUAACACACUCGUCUUUACUCGGAUGUGUUUCAAACUGUGGCUCGCGGCCGGUUUCUGGCCGUCUGAUGAACUUUCUGAUGAACACUGACUGAACACUGACAGUAGCUGCAUCUGAGUAUUGUAUUCUCCCUGAUGAACAUGAACGCAGCACCAACACAUUAUUUCACUUCAAGGUCCCGAAUUCCUGUUCAUCUCUUUCACAUGAUGUUGAAUUCAUUUCAAAUUUGAUGCCAUUUUAAUAUUUUAAACAAACGAGUAAAACCAACAUUUGUUACAUUUGAAUAGACAUAUCUUCUCUUCACAAUAACACGUUUCAUGCAGUGAGCUACAGAUACACAUUGACAUGUUUACAACAUAAAUGACAUGUUUUAUAUAAAAAGAAAUAAAUUAAAUAUAUUCAGUAGAUUCACACCAUGUAAAUAAACACAGUUUGUGACAUCAGAGAAUAUGGACUUUUUAACCAAACAAA